Messenger RNA from Cephus cinctus (wheat stem sawfly), 9892 nucleotides. RefSeq lists its product as uncharacterized. Lineage: Eukaryota; Metazoa; Arthropoda; Insecta; Hymenoptera; Cephidae. The transcript is spliced from 17 exons. The coding region runs from base 816 to 4394 and encodes 1192 amino acids. Gene Ontology annotation, biological process: nervous system development. Gene Ontology annotation, molecular function: signaling receptor activity. The record is from RefSeq and is a predicted model, not a curated record. Gene Ontology annotation, cellular component: external side of plasma membrane; signaling receptor complex.
CGGUGCUAUCGCGAAAUUUCGGUUUGCCGCAUUGUGUUAUACCGCCCCUUAAGGUUGCCUCCAGAAUUCCCACGUAGUACGUGCGCGUCUCAGUAUACCGCAUUGAGCUAAUCGCAAUACUCUACACUUUAUUACAUCUGUUAUAAUUUGACCUAGUACAAUCUACACAGGCGAAAUUAAUAUUAACAUAUUACUAUACAAACCUUGAGUUUUGGCGCGUUUUUAUACUCUUGAAUAUCCCGCCCUUUCUGGCUCAUAAUAGAUUUCGCGCCUCCGUGACAAGCUGUGUGAUGCGUCGUUUUUCUUGUGAUUGUGAGUGUGUGCAGUAGGUAUAAGGUGUGUAGCAGCUUCUACUCUUAUUUCUCCUCGAUCAACCAAUCAUCCUUCUUUUGUUCGCUACUUCAGUUUGUCCAGUGCGCGUGUCCUUCCCCAACGUGCGCGUUCUGUUUUCAAGAUUCAUGUACUCUUUCGUGGUUAACAAAACGUGCAUCUAAAGAGAGAGAGAGAGAGAGAGAGAGAGAGAGAGAGAGAAAACAAUGAAGAAAAAUAGUGGCUGUUUCCUGCAGCAGAGGACGUGAUGUCCCAACGAGGUGCAAGAAAAAGCCACGCUUGUUCUAACGAAAAUGAGAGGAGCCACUGUCAUCAGUUUGCAUGCUAGCAACGUCGCGAUAACUUUCUCGUCAUUGAAUAAGACGCCGACCACUACAAGGACGCUUAUCAUACUGACGUCCAUGAGAGAGAAGGUCAUCAAGAGAACAAUUGUUAAAGAUUAAUCAAGAGAACGUAUCAUGAUAGAUCCUUAAAGACCCAGCGCCAUGUCACGUGUUGGGCUUCUGUUGGCACGUUCGGCUCUUCUGAUAGCCGCCCUUCUCUCAUCGACCUACGUCGAGGCUAGUGAAUUUCCUGAGAGAGAAUGCUGCGACCCAAUUUAUCCGCUUCCCGAACCAACCAGCAAGGCGCCGUCCGCACCGACUCCAACUGGAAGAAGCGGUACAAAUAUCAAAACCGGCGAGGCCAUCUUGAACUGCCUAUUCGCCCAACAGGUCUGCCUUGAAGAUUCGUCCUGCAGCGCCAUUUUGCAAAUCGUACCCCGGGUCUGCGGUGGGGAAACGGUGGCAUGCUCGACCAUCACCAUAAACAAGUGUCAGGCUGCUCUUCGUACGCUUCAGGCAUUUUCCUUCUUCCGGCCCACUUGCCUCUGCAGGGAACCUCACGUGGAUCCUCAGUGUAACAACUUUCGGGAUUACGUCUUUGACCAUCCCUGCAUCUACGCUCUUAAAAACGACGAGGACAGCUACGCGAUAGACGCCCUGCCGAACUGCAACCACGCCCUCAGCGUCUGCCAACGUAACAAAUCGUGCACUAAACUUUUCGAGGAAUUCAAGGCCAACUGCAAGUCAAGAGAUAACAAAUGCAGGAUGGAGAAUCGGGACGCCUGUCACGAUGCGUGGACGCAGCUCAGACACUCGCCCAUGUUCGGCUGCAUAUGUCCGAACAAUCACAUGAAGAAACGCUGCGACCGUAUAUUCUCAAUGGUCAAUCAGAAUCCGUGCAUCGACGUUCUACCCUCCAUGUCAAUAGAUCUAUCGGGGACCGACUCCGCCCUCUAUCCGUUCGACCCCGAGCAGGAGAACUUUCCGGAUUUCUGGUUGCCCCCGACCAGUAUGUAUCCCUAUUUUCUGUUUCCCGCGACGACGAGUACGCGCACCUUCUCCGAACUCGAACGGUACCACCACCGGCACGAGGUUCCGGAACUCCCUAGCAGUCCCCGGAAGCCCAUCCUCAAGGAACCCGAGCCCGGCGCCGACAGGGACGUCGUGCCCGUCCAUCCGUAUCCGGAGCUCGAUCUUAAUGUCGAUUUUAACCUCGAUCUACGUCCUGAGCCGGAUGGACGAGGAGGACGUAGGACGAGUCUGCCCGGGUCCAGAAUCCAUCAAGGGAGUAAAAGUGGGAGCGGAGAUGCGGAAGGGACCGAUAGGAAUACCGUAGGAACCGUCGAUGCCGAGCGAGGAUCUUCUUCCGAGCAUGAUCGUGACUCCUCCGACACCAGCACUGACCUCCAGCACCCUAACAAAAGCGAGCAUGACCUCUAUCGGCACAAAUUCAACUAUCACUCGCACCGUCAUCACCAUGACAGUCACAACCAUCAGCAGCACCACGAUAGCCUUGCACCUAAUCCUACCCCCACUGUAGCCGAAAGUAACCCCGCACCGGCACCCGACCAGCACCGCAAGAAAUUCGCACCGAGACCCACCUACGAGCACCGCGCCGUCGUCGAUCGCAUGGACGACGAUCUCGACGGCAACGAGUUGAAGAUCGGCGGCUUACCGCUCGACCGACUCUUCGACCUUCGCGACGCCUUCGAAGGUUUCGUUGAUCAAGUGAAGGUUAUCGCGCAUCCUGAUAAUUCAACGAGCUUCGAAGUCAUCGAGUCUCAGUUGGAGAAUCCGUUGAUUGACGCAGAUCAUCAGGAUCUUCGUGAUCUCAAGCAAGUACCGUCGGAAGGGAUUUACCAUCAUCAAUUUCACCAUAGGCGAAAUCAGUCAUCGGACGACGGGAUACAUCCUGGUAGCUCGGCCGUUGCCUCAUCUCCGGUUUCCGAGGGGGAGAAGUCUCUUCCUCCGCCCCCCGUUAAGCUCAUCCUCUCAAGCACGUGUCAUCACGCUUACACCUCGUGCAAAAACGAUCCUGACUGCAGGACAGAGCUGCAACCUGUGCUGAACCACUGCGAGCUCGCAAGCUGCGCCAGGAACGAAUGCAUGGAUGCACUUCAGCAGUUUUACAAGAUGGCCAGUCACAAACACUCCAUGGAGAUAGCCUUUUGUCUUUGCAAAAAAUCUGAUGGCAAACGGGACGAGUGCAUAGUUGCGCAAGAGAAGAUGCAUCCAACGUGUGCUCAGCGUAUCGAGGGUGCGGAGAUGCCAGCGUGCCACAGCGUAGCAGAGGCUUGCAAGGAAGACAAAGCGUGCAAAACGAAACUCGUAUAUUUCGAACGAAGCUGUGCGGUGGACAGUGUCACUAAAAAGUGUGCAGGACCUCCUCUAGAGUGCAGGAAGGCCAUGAUCGGGAUCCUGGGUACCGAGUUAAGGCUAAGCUGUGCCUGCAAGAGUGCCGACCUCACACAGAUCUACGACUGUCUAGGCUGGCAGAGACUCCUGUGGGUGAAUCCGUGUGUCGUGGAUGCACAGAGAGACUUUCAUGCUCGGAGGAAACACCAUCAUCACCCGAGGACUACGACGACCUCCGUCACGACGAGUAAAGUCCUGAGCACGUCCAGUGCGGCGGGAGGCGUCGUCCCCGUGAACGACGUCCUCGAGGACAACCAAAUACCUGAGCACGCUGGAAGACCGCAGACCGAACCGACCGAGUCUUCCUGGCAAGUAUUGGGCAUGACGACGAGCACUGCGACCGCUACGAGCGCUACGGGCGCUACGGGCACUACGGGCACUAGGAGCACUGCCACCACUAAGGCAGCCAGCCCCACGACGACCACCCUCCUCGCUAGCACUACGACCACCCUGGCAACUACCAGUACGACGAUCAGCACAACCCCUAGGACCACGACGACGAGCACAGCGCCUCCCCGUUUCUGUGUGGUUCAAAGACCGAGCCAGUCUCACCAGUACAUCAGAGAAGGAAAGGGCAAGAGGCUCUACCGCGAGGACGAACCUGAGUGUUCAGAAUUAUGUCAAUGCAGCGAGGGUGAGGUCCUCAUCUGCAACACCAUCUGCGUCGACUCUUCACCCUGCAAGACGGACUUCGCCUUCUAUAAUCACGCAGCGCCUGCCUAUCAGGCCUAUCGUGGUCGCUGCCUCUGCUACAGCGGUCGUUUCAUCUGCAUGCGCCCAUCUCCAGACGCCUACAGCAUACCUCAUGGAAUCUUCAUGUUCCUGGGAUACAGUGAAACCGAUGAGAAUCUUCUUAGACCCCAUAAUAACUUGACCGUGCUGGACGCGGUCUCGUCACUGGAUACUUUUAUGCGGCAGGAAGUUAACAAUCAGACGGUCUGCACGCUCUUCCUCUACAACGUGACCAGAGAGAACGUGAUUGCAGUCGCACGACUUGGCACGGACAAUCCAGCACUGAACGGCAGUCAGACACAGAGUCUACAGCAUCUUCUGCGCAUCAAGGAGGAAUGCGCUUCGAUGCUCCAGGAACUGAGCGAGAAGAUCAACAACAGACACCAGGAGGUGCACACUCAUCCGCUCCUCUCGAUCUUCAAAAUGGCUGAAGUCGAGAUAAAAUUGCCAUACAGCAGCGAAGCUACUACGAUUAGAUCAUCCUGCUGUCUUCUAGCAGUGGCUCUACUCGCAGUGCUCUUCACGAUCUCAAGAGCGCCGAGGUCGUCUUCGUCUUCGUCUACGUCGUCAUCGUCGGGACGCGUUGAUUCGUGACAGAGAAGGCAAGAUGGCCACGUAUAUGACGUAUACCUGGACAACGUAGGAGCCAUCAUUAUGCGUAUGCGUGGAUGAACUAAUUAACGAAUAAAUAUUCGAUUGAAUGGAUCGAUGAACGAAUGACUGACUAUGCGAACCUGCGAACAUGGAAAUAUGCAAAUAUGCAAAUAACGAUGGUAAAAGACCUCAGGGAGGUUCAGUAAGAAGGCUCAAGGUCCACCCUAAAUGAGUGUUACACAUGUAUGUGCAUAUGUCACAACGUCCAUAAGCGAGUAUAUGGAAUAGGCAGAUAAGGUUCAUUUUCAAGGGAAAAACAAAAACAAAAAAAAGAAGUCAACAAUCGACGACCAAAUUCAGACUCGGGUUUCGUAAACGCUUUGUAUUCGUGAACGUGAUUAAUGUCGAUGAUUGAAUGAGUAAGAGGGGAAGAAGGAAAAAUGAAGGUUCGCGAUGGAUCGCGUCGAAGAUGUCGUAGGAGCGUCGCGACGAUCUUACAGGCACCUAUCCAUGUGUAUAGAAUAUGUGUGCCGCGUGAAGAACGUUCGUAUGUGUAUAGCUAGUUGACAAUUCUGUACCAUAUAAUUAAUUGCUAAUUGCUAAUUGCUAAUUGCUAAUUGCUAAUUGAUUAAGCUGCUCCAUGAUACUGGACCAUUUAUUCGUUAAAGUUGAAUUGGCGAGAAUCCUCAGAACGAGAGUGCGCUUCAGAGGAUUCCUCGGGUGUGUAGAUAGUCAUUAGAUAAGGCCCAUCUAAUAAGAGCCAAGAGUACACAAUGAAAAAUAGUCGCUAAUUAAAUGCUAAUUAGUCUAAGCUCUCUAAUCUCCAAAUCCUAUGAUCACCAGUGCUAAAAUCUUAUUGGUGCACUCCUGUAGUACCGAAACCGUGCGUCCUUAUUAAUAGUCAGAAUCGCGUGAUCCAUUGAUACGGACAACGUUAGCUGCUUUCAUAGACUCGGUCGCGUGUCUCGCCAUUUACGUAAAAAUUCGCCGAGCUUUUAGUUACGACUAACAAGGUACGCGGAAUUACGGACUCGACGUACCAUUGGACCUUGGAAUUUAGACCAAUGAGGUUUUCGGAAUUUUACGAAUUCUUCGUCUUCUAUGCUCUAACUUUGACCGUUAGAACAUUCCAGAUGGCCAUCUUACCUCCGACCAACGUGCUUCUUCUCUGUACAUACGAUAACACAUCAAGUCCUUCCACACUUCUCCUAAAGACACUUAAAACACGUAAGAGACAAACACGUGCGUGACAAAACGCCCGAGACAAUUAUACGCGAGAAAUCGAACAAGCAUCAUCUUUGAUUUGUCAGCAAUCGCUGGAUGCCUCGUCGAAAGAAACAGUAAAUUGCAAAGGGGUCCGCGCAUUGAUCCUUCCAUUCUCCUCCGACGAUGUGCACAGCUGCACGCGUCUCUAAUACCUAUACAUAUAAGCUCAUGAUAAGCUCAUUAGGAUAUUAACGAUAUUGAAAAUUGGGUUCAAACCCACUCAGUCUGUAUGGCUGUUGCACUAGACAAUGUGAAGAAGGAUGAUACCAAGUAUACAGCUUCUCUAUACAAUUAGGUGUAUAAAUCUAUAAAUAUGAUGAUGAGAAAUUAAUAACAUAAUUAUAACAUACUAUGUGCAUAGGUACACAUAUCCAAAUAAAAGUAGUCACGUGGAAAAGGAGAGUCAUUAGGCGUAUGAGCGUGCAAGAUUACGCGUGACGGAUCCCCGAACCGUCCUCGUGUCCAUAAGUUUCUACACGGGAUAAAUUAUAUUUCAAGCGAUUUAUUAAUAAGAAAUUUGUUAAUCUAGGUAAUUGAGGGUGUACGCGAGAGGGCGUGUCUUGACUAUGUGAGAUGCAAUGAAGAUCAGCCGGAAGUGAAGACAAAGGAGGGAGGGCGGCGGCGGUCAGUGAUAUCCGUCUAUUAAUAGUCACUCGAAUAUUGAUUGUACAGAAUGAUUGUCGAGAAGUUGCGUCUUCGGGUGUGGCUCAGCUUGAGCUACGAUCAACCCUAUUGACCACCGACAAUAACCUUCCUCACAGGUCUGUCUUUCUUUUGAUUAGACCCAACUCGAACGUUAUUGACGUUGAUCCAAUCGCAAUGACUUAAGCUCGAUCCGAAUCGGUAACUUCCCGUGAUUCACCCUAUACACAUAUCUGUAUAACCAUUUAAUACAUUGAUAAAUUCACAUCCGGUUAAUCUUCCAGCUCCGACUGUAUCCGUAUCUGAGUAGCAUGGAGCGAUCGAACAAGCAAUAAUAAUCUAUAGAAAACGUGGUAAAUGUAAAUUUCUCCAAUGAAAUGCGUGCGUGCGGGUUCAGAGUGCACAUUGCGCAGGACGAUGUCGAGGAGCCAAAGAGCUUUAGAGAGAAGUGAAAGAGUGUGCGUGUGCGUGUGCGUGUGCGUGUGCGUGUGCGCGUGUACAGUGUAUACAAUGGAUACCUAGGGAUGAGAAUUAAUGAGGAGACGAUUUGGACCUCAUUAGACUCUCUCCGACCAUCUCGAUAUCAAGUACGAGCUUCAAACAGAUAAAAGUCAGAUGAUAAAAGAUUGUAUCACAAGAGCCUGGUUAUCUAAUAAGGCAAAUUAUUUGAGGAUUGGUACCGUGAUAUCUAAAAUAGUCCAGAAUAUAUUGCUCAAUUAAACUCGGUAUAAACUAAGCAAAAGAGCGAAAUGUAAGUCUAUAAGAAGCGACAAGAAUAUAUUGGAGGAAAGUAGCAAAUAAGACUAAUGAGAGUGAGACAACUAAACGAGAUGAGGGAUAAGCGAUUGCCUUUCUUUUUUUCUUUUUUUUUUUUUUUUUUUUUUUUUGUAUUUUGUAGUGGCAUUUGAUCGGACAAAGAGAUGGCGAAUGCUGCCUUCUCCGACUAUGUGAACCCCUCUGGAAUUGCUCUUAGGAGUCUGAAACCAGAGGCGAACGUAGCGCCGCUCUAAUCAAACGUUCAAGCCCUCCUAAUUGCCUUGGUUAUUCAAUUGCAUCCGCAAGUGUGCCGUUUGGCUACCCUCACAAUUAGUAUAUUUCAAAUCAAUUCAAUUAAGUUCAAGCUGAUCCGAGUUCGAGCAUCUAUUACUCCGAUCACGCAAUUACUGGCCAACCUUCGUUCUAUUUAUCUUGAACAUGUAUUUUUUGUUAUUAACCACGCUCUUGUGAUAAGUACCCAGUCACUACCAUCAGCAGCAUCGUCAUCGUCAUCGUCAUCGUCAUCGUCAUCGGUCGGGUGAUGUUCAAGAAUUCUAUUUAAUUUAAUCGAUGGAGUUACGAAUCGACAUUGCCGUCGGUUUUGUGAUCUUGUCAAAUUACAAGGGGAAACAAUGGGCGUCGAAGCGCAUCUGGCGAACAGCGUCGCGACGCAGCGCAAAUAAAUAACCAAAGGAAAUGGAAGAUAGGAGGUCAAAUCAGUGGUCGAAAGAGAAGAAACGAGACGGCGGCGGCCAUGGUAAUUCUCGUCUGCUGUCAAGUACAAAGUACUUGGAAAUAUGUUGUUUCGAGAGUCAGGCCCGUUGCAUAGUAUCCUUUCUAACGUAACGUAACGUAAGGGAGUAGAAUCGAAUCGACGAUAGCAUCACCAUAGAAAACGAGUACUGUGGAAGAGGAUGAUGACGAUGAUGAUGAUUGAUGAUGAUUAAUGAUAAAUAUCAAGAGUGCGAUUUAGAAAUUGAUAGAGAAAUUUUAUUGUGCAACGACAAGUUAAAAUAUAAAAUAAUAGAUGAGAAGAAGAAUGGAGAGGAUACGCAUAAAGAUAACGCUUACGUGAAGUUUUUUUAUUACUAAUUACGAAAGAAAAUGGUGGUUCCAAACGAACAUAUCAAGGCCCUUAGACAAGGCCAGCCAAUGCGUUUUACUCUAAGUUCCUGUAGAUUCAGUUUUUUUUAAGCGUAACCCAAAAAGGAAAGGAACAGAGGCCAACGAAAACGAGAAAGCGCGACGACGAAAAUUGCGGCGCUUUAUCUCGGCGCGUUCGCAGCGACUUUGAGGACUCGCCUUGCACAUUUCUCGCAAGGAUUUCUGUCUUGGCUGCUAACGCGCUGCAGACUAUUCCGAUCUACCCUGGGUCUAAUCCGGACUAUACCGGUGGUACCAAGUGGCAGGGGUCAGAAAUCGAUAUUUCACGAUGUAGUAACGGGCUCUCUCGUAUCGACUUCCUAGUGUCUAAGCUCCCUGUAUAACGCGGCUUUGUUUUAUCGGCCGAGAUUUCAUAUUUUGAAGAGCUUCCCUUUCCGUCUUACCUGUCGCGCAUUCAAUUCGAUUGCAACACCAAUGCCAUCUCUUGGCAACUGCAUCAACUUUCACGUAAAAGCUCGCAAGCUCAAAUCUUUGACCUUUGGUCUGCCUCUUACCCAGCAGCUGUGUCCUGGUCCAUCCGCUCUCCGCGAGUAACAGGCGUUCUACUUGCGACGCAAAGGCAUCACCUUUCUGAUCUUGCGCCCUGACCUUCGCCCCCUUUCUCCCUAAUGCGCCAAGUCACCUUGUCUACGCACGUAAACCCCAGCUUCCAUGCAUAACUAAACACUUGAGCAGUCCUUACGAAUUCCUCCUGACACUCGAUAACAACCUAAAAUCCACAAAGUUGAUGCAGCUUUCAAGGUCUCAUUGUCAGUGGAAGCAUACAUACUGUAGGCUCGGUCGAUAAUUCGGAGAGCGCGGAAGCUCAACCUUUUACAAUUUUUCAAUACUCCCACAAGAGGAUAUCAAGAUACACCCACUCGUACACACCUACGCAGCUAUAUACGUAUAUAUUUUAUUACUUGAAACGCACUCUGACCCCUGCCACGCCUGUAAUAUAUAAACCAUAAGAUUAUCAUAUCUAAAUUUAAGUAGCGCACUGCUAAGAACGUUUGAUCCUCCCUAAACAACUUACGUCGAUACCUCGACUAAAUACUCGACUCGAACUCCUCGUUUUAAUACACGUAUCACUGAUCUAAGUUUAUCCUAAGUUCAUCCCGGAAGAUCUCCUCUUGUAUCUUCCAAUUAUCACGGACAGGCAGAAUUGCAUCACCGACUGAGACUAAUGCGACCAUUUCAUUUUUAUUUAUUGCCAUUAAAUCUUUUUUGCAUCAUCCUUGGUACGUCACACACACACACACACACACACCCGUACAUACUCAAUGGCCGACACUUCCCAUGUCGUUAAUAUCUAUAUCGCAUAUGUCGUGCAUAUCGAGUCUUGAUUUUUUUUCUCAGACGAACAACGAUCAGAAUGUUAUUCGUUCUCUAAUGGCUGAAUGUUACUACUUACCUUUGGGAACGACAUUUUUCCCAAACACUACGCAGCCGUUAAACUCAUCGGCAGUGGCCGCUAACAAACGCAUAUCCAUUACCAAUAUUUAGAUACCUAUAUUUAAAAGGUUUCCAACGGCAGUAAAGGGUUGAAUCCGCUACGUGAAUACUAUCGCGAUACCUACAUGUACGAUACAUUAAUUAUAAGCGAAAUUGUUAUGAGUUAUUAUGGUGGAUGAGAGAUGGCAGAGGCGUUAAUAAAUAAAGAAAUUUGGUUGAGAAACCUUGAAAAUAUA